This is a messenger RNA of Pantherophis guttatus, 1069 nucleotides long. NCBI's taxonomy places the organism in Eukaryota, Metazoa, Chordata, Lepidosauria, Squamata, Colubridae. The record is from RefSeq and is a predicted model, not a curated record.
CUGGUCAGCGAGAAAGUUGGCGGGGCUGAAGGAACCAAGCUGGAUGAGGACUUCAAAGAAAUGGAGAAGAAAGUGGACCUUACCAGCAAGGCAGUUACGGAAAUCUUGGCCAGAACGACGGAAUACCUGCAACCGAACCCCGCAUCCCGGGCGAAACUGACUAUGUUGAACACGGUUUCCAAGAUCCGAGGGCAAGUGAAGAAUCCAGGGUACCCACAGUCUGAAGGCCUCCUAGGCGAGUCCAUGAUGCGAUACGGCAAAGAGCUGGGCGACGAUUCCAACUUCGGCGACGCCCUGCUGGAUGCCGGCGAAUCUAUGAAGCGCCUGGCCGAAGUGAAGGAUUCUCUGGACAUCGAGGUCAAGCAGAACUUCAUCGAUCCCCUUCAGAAUUUGUGCGACAAGGACUUGAAAGAGAUCCAGCACCACCUGAAAAAGUUAGAAGGGCGACGUUUGGAUUUUGACUACAAAAAGAAACGCCAAGGGAAAAUUCCGGAUGAAGAACUGCGACAAGCUUUGGAAAAGUUUGAGGAGUCGAAGGAAGUGGCGGAGACGAGUAUGCACAAUCUUCUCGAGACCGACAUCGAGCAAGUCAGCCAGCUUUCCGCUCUGGUGGACGCGCAACUCGACUACCACAAACAAGCCGUGCAGAUUCUGGACGAGUUAGCGGAGAAGCUGAAACGCAGAGUACGAGACACUUCUUCACGCCCCAAGCGAGAAUAUAAACCGAAGCCCAGGGAACCCUACGAAUUCGGAGAGCCUGCAGAUCAGUCCAACGGCGGAUUUUCCUGCAACCCAGCACCCAAAGUCUCCGCAGCUUCCUCUUCCUUCCGAUCCGAAAAGCCAUCCCGGACUCCCAGCAGGAUAUUUUGUGAGUGCUUCCGCGCCCCCCACCCUCCUUUCAAACUUCCUGCCUUCCCCUCUUCUUCCCUCCCUUCCCUCUUUCCUGCAUGGAUGCAUGAGAAAACUCCCCCCCCUCCUCGCUUUCCCCCUUCCUCCGUCCCGUUCCCUGCUGCAUGAAACCGGAGCUGGGGCUUUCUGUGUGCUGUAGUUGUGUGUCCAUGGAUCUUAG